Leguminivora glycinivorella is the source of this 1328-nucleotide messenger RNA. RefSeq lists its product as uncharacterized. The record is from RefSeq and is a predicted model, not a curated record. Lineage: Eukaryota; Metazoa; Arthropoda; Insecta; Lepidoptera; Tortricidae. Bases 59 to 1288 code for a protein of 409 amino acids. The transcript is spliced from 8 exons.
GUGAUUAAUUCUUAUUUGAUCAUUUUAUAGUCGCACGCCGUAAGUGCAGCACGCGACGAUGGCAUCCGCUAACACCAUAACAUGGUGGCAAUGGCUCGUCCACACGAAUGACAUCAAGCAGCUGUGGGCGGCCCAGCCGUCCUACCUGAUCUCCCAGGCCGUCUAUCUGAUUGCCGGCGUAGUCACCUUGAUCCACGCUUUCAGAAAGGGUGGCAGAUGGCCAUACUUGUGGCUGGCGACGGUGUUGCACGGACUCUACGCGGACAACUUCUGGCACUUCGUGGUUCCCGAGUACGACAACUUCUGGCACUCGCAGACACCCGUCAUGCUCCUCGGGGCCAGGCAGCCAUUGCAUAUCACCUUGCUGUACCCGGCAUUCAUCUACCACGCCGCGUACGCCGUAUCCAAGCUGAAGCUGCCGGCGUACGCGGAGCCGUUCGCCGUGGGGCUGGUGACCGUGCUCAUCGACAUCCCGUAUGACAUCGUGGCCGUCAAGUUCGUGCACUGGACGUGGCACGACACGGACCCCAACAUCGCCGACCGCCACUACUGGGUGCCGUGGAACUCUUACUAUUUCCACGCCACUUUUGCCGCUAGCCUGGUGUUCUUCUUUCACGUUAUCAGGAAAUGGUUCGCGCCCAAGGUUGCCAAAUGGGACUCUGCUGGUAAGAAGGCAGAAUGGAAGACGCUCCUGAUCGCGGCGCUGCUGGGCAUGCCCGGCGGCGUGCUGCUGUUCCUACCCAUCUACCACCCGCUGCACGACAUGCUGCACAUCCACUCCGAGGUCACCUUCUUCCUGCUCUUCUCCGUCUUCGGCGCCGUCGUGCUGCACGGACUGCUCAGCGACCGGGAAAAGACUAAAGAAAGACUGACGGCAAUCGACUACGUGCUGCUGCUGCAGCUGGCCGUGCACUACCUGAUCUACCUGGCGUUCGUGGUGUUCCUGCACCCCGAGCAGGAGUGGUCGCUGGGGCUGCACGAGCCCGUCGGGCCCUGCGACGAGCUCGCCACGCUCACCACACCCUUCGGCCAGACCCUGCAAAAGCGUAAAUACUUCUGUCCCGACAACUACGACGAGGGUUACUUCGACUUCCACUGCGUGGGCGGCCGAAAGCCGCAACCUGGCGCCCUGUGGUACGUCAUCUGCGGAACGCCGUUCGAGAACCGCGCCGAGUACAUCGCCGUGGUGUCCGCGAUCGUGGCCUUCGCCGCCGCCGUCUUCUACGGUCUCUACUUCAAGACCGCGCAGCCCUCCACUCAGCCGGCCAAGAAGCUCAAGUCCAAAUAAAUACUCUAACUUAUUUUACACAUUAAAAUCUAAGGUUCCA